Linum tenue is the source of this 1575-nucleotide messenger RNA. NCBI's taxonomy places the organism in Eukaryota, Viridiplantae, Streptophyta, Magnoliopsida, Malpighiales, Linaceae. The record is from the annotation of a GenBank genome assembly.
UUGUGUGCCGCUGAGAUCUCUCCCUGACUUGGCGCCUUUUUCCAUCCAAUGAUGGCAGACAUUUCUCCGGCCGCUUCGAUCCGGCGGGGAGCUCACGCUUUUCCGGUCCCGGAAUCUCGUCCUACGUACUCUUUCUUCUUUCCAAGGCUUUUUUUGUCUCCAUGGACGGCGUCGGGAUCUGGAGCCGCGACAUCGGGCCGCCGGAACCCUGGCAUUCCGUCACCGCUGUUUGCUUCGCGGUGUGCCUCUGCGGCGCUAGGUUCCUCCUCGACAAAUUCAUCUUUCGGGGUGUGACUGUUUGGUUGUUAGGCAAGAGAGCUGCUUCAGUGAAGAUAGAUGAGGUUACACAGGCGACAAUUAUUAAAUGCACUGAGUCGAUGUGGAAAUUGACAUACUAUGCAACUCUUGAAGUGUAUGUUCUGAAGAUUCUGUUUGAGGAAUCAUGGUUCUGGGAUUCACAACUGUACUUCAGAGGCUUGCCAAAUCAAGAAUUGAACAUUGUGGCUCCUAAGUUUCUAUCCUUAAGUACUCACUUGUCAUUUUUCCAUUGCAGGCUUUCCAUUAUGCUAUAUUACAUGUGCCAGUGUGGAUUCUACCUCUAUAGUAUUCCUGCUCUCGUUUUGUGGGAAACUAGAAGAAAAGAUUUCUCUGUCAUGAUGUCUCAUCAUGUUAUUACAGUAGCUUUGAUCGGAAUCUCAUAUGUUACAAGCUUUUUCCGGAUAGGUACAAUCAUUCUGGCCCUCCAUGAUGCUAGUGAUGUAUUCUUAGAAGCUGCUAAAAUCUUUAACAAGACCAGGAAGGAGCUUGGAGCAAGCAUUUGCUUUGGCUUAUUUGCUGUCUCAUGGCUCAUUCUGCGAUUGAUAUUCUUUCCAUUUUGGAUUAUCAGUAGUACAAGCCGCGAUCUUGUGGAGUAUUUGGAUUUAAGACAGUGGUACCCGAGAUCACUGUACUAUGCAUUCAACACGUUGCUGAUCAUGUUACUUAUAUUCCACAUCUACUGGUGGAUUCUGAUAUGGGCUAUGAUAAAAAGGCAGCUACUGAACAGAGGAAAGGUCGAAGGCGAUAUAAGAUCUGACUCGGAAGAAGAGGAUUGAAUGCGCGAAUAGGCAGCAGUAUUGCUCGUCGGAGUUGUCUUGUCUGACGGAGGGCAGUAGGGGGCGAGGCAGUUAGGGGGUUUUGACUAUGAUUCUUGUUGUAGGGUAGGGUGUUGGUGAAGCUCUAAUAUUAGUUCCAUCUUCUCAGAAUUCUGAUGUGGAGAUCAAAGCUCUUGCUGGUGCAAGUGUAGAGAUGAGUUGACGAAAGUAGAGCAAAGGACCAGAGCAGAGAGGCAGGCAGGCAGGCAGUACGGUGGUGUUCUUGUUAGUUGAUAUUUUUGGGGUCAAGUGUCUUCUAUUUUUUUACCAUUUACUCUACAUUUGGUGUAUACAUGAUAUGAUAGGCAACUCAACUCCUGUGAUAUGAAAUUUCCCAAGCUCAGUAAAUUUACAGAAAGUAUAUAGUUUCCAUUCCCAAUUCACAACCUAUAUUUUUCUCUGAAAACCACCAUGUUAUUCUGUGUAGGGCUGGAAGUUUGGU